AUGGCCUCUCCUCGCCCUGCUUCUCCUCUCACCUCCGGCGCCGAGUCAGGCCCUGACGCCAAGUCCCCUGGCUCUGGCUCUGGUGCUGCCGCCACCGGCUCGUCCGUCAGCCGUCCUUCGUCGCCGACUCCCCCCGGUGGUCCUCGCGCCGCUAUGCGCCGUCGCGCGGCUGCAGACCACAAGGAAUCGCUGCGGAAUGUUCGCCCCAGCUCGACUCGCUCCGCUGGUGCGGGUGGUUCGUCCGGCACGAUGCUGAAGCUGUACACCGAUGAGAGCCCCGGUCUGCGUGUCGACCCCGUUGUUGUCCUGGUGCUGAGCCUGGGUUUCAUCUUCUCUGUCGUUGGCCUGCACGUCAUCGCCAAGAUCACCCGCAAGUUCUCCUCGUGA
This is a messenger RNA of Penicillium lagena, 387 nucleotides long. RefSeq names its product SEC61-beta family protein. The transcript has 3 exons. Gene Ontology annotation, cellular component: Sec61 translocon complex. NCBI's taxonomy places the organism in Eukaryota, Fungi, Ascomycota, Eurotiomycetes, Eurotiales, Aspergillaceae. The record is from RefSeq and is a predicted model, not a curated record. Gene Ontology annotation, biological process: intracellular protein transport. The coding region runs from base 1 to 387 and encodes 128 amino acids.